Molecule: messenger RNA, 1278 nt
Organism: Eucalyptus grandis
Lineage: Eukaryota; Viridiplantae; Streptophyta; Magnoliopsida; Myrtales; Myrtaceae
Product: transcription factor WER-like
Exons: 3
Coding region: 368-1099 (243 amino acids)
Source: RefSeq, a predicted model, not a curated record
AAUAAAAUCCGAGCAUAUUCCUCAUUAAAACAAUCUAAGCGAUGUAAUGUCCCCAAUUAGCUCUUAGGCAGAGAGUAUCCAAACUGAUGAUGCCAAAACAUACACCAAUCAACUCUGCUCCAACUUAUGAAAAUCACAUCAUGUUACCUUCUUGAAAAUGCAAGAUGCAACUUGCCUUAAAAAAAUCAAUGCGAAAACCUUUUAAAUUUGGAGGACUUUUGAAAACACGUGUAUGUGGGACCAACCCCAAAUGUAAAUUGAAAGCAAGUUAUCGAGCCACCCAGAACAUCAUUUAAGCCUGAGAGUUAAUCGCACAGCCACACUACUCCUCUCCUUGUUUCCUCACAAAGUCAAAGCUACCUCAAAAAUGGUGAGACAUCCACUUAAACCCAACAAGAGCAACAAUACAAGAGUAAAGAAAGGCACCUGGAGUGCAGAGGAAGAUCAGAAACUCAUUGCUUAUAUCAAGAGAUACGGCAUUUGGAACUGGAUUCACAUGCCCAAACCCGCUGGUUUGGCAAGGACAGGGAAAAGUUGUAGGCUUCGGUGGAUGAACUAUCUGAGGCCUAACAUCAGGCAUGGAAACAUCACCAAAGGAGAGGAAGAUAUGAUUAUAGACUUGCAACGACUUCUCGGAAAUAAAUGGGCAGCAAUAGCAGCUAGACUUCCAGGAAGAACUGAUAAUGAAAUAAAGAAUUAUUGGAACACCCGUUUGAAAAAACGUGUCGGGAAUGGGAACAAGUUGCAAAUUUCAACCGCAGGUGAUAUUAAAGUUAAGCCUUCUCUUCCCACUAUUGAUACUCCGAAAAAAGAACCCAUUCCAAGAAUGAAUGCAAAUAGCUUGUGCACCUCUUAUGGAGUUCACUAUGAUGACAAAACCUCGGAGAAUAGGUGGUAUUCACCAUCCGACGUGACUGGCGAAGAAGAAAGCUUGUGGGAACAAUUCCUUGCGGUGAAAGAUUUUCAAAUUGCAGAGAAUUUCGGUGGCAUGUACAUGCAAUCGGGAGCUAAGGCCCCUGUCUUUGUGUGUAUGCAACAGGAGCUCGUGUACCACAGCGGUUCCUAUGAAGAUUUUAUGAUGGAUUUAUGGGAAAAAUGAUGAUCGCUGAAGGUACUCAGAUGAAGAGGUGCCAUAUAAUUACUUGUAGUUUCCUGUUAAGUUCCAAGGAAUGGGAAAUUGAUGUCAUGAGCGUUGUCCUUUCUGGAAUUGACCAUCGUUGUUGUCUUUUUCUAUCUCGUGUAUUUAUGUUAGACUACGUCUCAAAUUUGAGUUUGUAA